Messenger RNA from Penicillium taxi, 1227 nucleotides. RefSeq lists its product as uncharacterized. Bases 1 to 1227 code for a protein of 408 amino acids. Gene Ontology annotation, biological process: autophagosome assembly. Gene Ontology annotation, cellular component: phagophore assembly site. The record is from RefSeq and is a predicted model, not a curated record. The transcript is spliced from 6 exons. NCBI's taxonomy places the organism in Eukaryota, Fungi, Ascomycota, Eurotiomycetes, Eurotiales, Aspergillaceae.
AUGGCAGGCCCCAGUAACACAAAUUUCACAGUCUUUAUCCGACUUCCAUUUCCUCGGGGUGACUUUGUUGAUCCACCACCGGUGGAAUGGAAUGCGGGGAAAGAUCAAGCGCUAUGGGAUAUUCUUUCUCGACCAUCGCGGGGAGAUGACAUCGACUGGAAAGCCUUGGCGGAUAGAUUCGACGUCACUUUGCAGUUCUUGCUGCAGCAGGCCGCAUGGCUUUACGAUCGCCAGCUAUCACAGGUUCGUGCUCAAAUGCGCAAAGUAGGUCCCAUGUCACACUCAAAUUCACCUUCACCCGGACCGGGAUCUAUUUCUGGGAGCACGGCACUAGCUACAUCGGCUCCUAAAAGCAGCACAGUUGGGUUUCGACAACCCACCAGACCGACACCCCUCCAAAAAGAAGCAGCACAGAGAGCUUCUACUGGCCACGCCCAGCGCACUAGCUCUAACUCAAUAACUACCGUCAAUCAGCUGCGAGGAUUGCGGGAUCCCACUCGAAACGAUACACCAACGAGUGAGGCUAAAGAUCAACGCUGGGAGAAUAUGGACCGUCAACCCUCAACAACCCGACGGGAUCAACUGCCCGUCGCGUCAUAUCUACCUUCUCCCAUACUAGCAGAGGAAGUUCUCACAUCAAGCUCAGAGGAAUCUGAUUCUGAGGAAGAAACUAGCCCUCAAGGGCCGAAGUACCAUCGAUUUGGCGCAUUCUCUACCCACCGCAUCGGUCUGCGGGACGAUGAGGAUGACGAAGACGACACUCCUGCAUUCUUGCCGAUGCCGCGAGAAACUGAUCAUUCUACCAGAGAUCGGCCAACUCAAGGACUCAGUGCAACUCUCAGAUUGGAUGCCGAGCGAGCUGCUGCUCGGCGACGUAAAGCAGAGCGAUCUGGUAUUCGCAAUACUGCGGCAUCUGAGUCUUCUACCAGCUCUAUCAGCUCUGGGGCUCAAGUGAGUGCACCGAGAAGCGAGGGUCAACAGACUGGUAAUAUCUCUGGCACAUUGAGUCCGAGACACUCUUCCGUAUCCCGGCUGAGUCCUCGCAAGUCUGGUCAUGAGACUAGCGACGGAACCCCCAGUAUGGGAAGCAGCUUCAGUGAUUUGGACGACGCUAGCGUCACACAAUCUGCGUUGGAAGAGGCUCUUAUGAGCAAUAUGCAAUAUGGCGGCAUGGCAAGUCGCAUGAGCACUAUUAGUCAAGCUUUGCGCAGUCGGUACUUGCAAUGA